This is a messenger RNA of Myotis lucifugus (little brown bat), 1913 nucleotides long. RefSeq names its product coiled-coil domain-containing protein 74B. Lineage: Eukaryota; Metazoa; Chordata; Mammalia; Chiroptera; Vespertilionidae. The transcript has 7 exons. The record is from RefSeq and is a predicted model, not a curated record. Bases 77 to 1141 code for a protein of 354 amino acids.
UUUCCAUGGCGACGCGGCACUAGGCCGGGGCUGCCCGGCCACCGAGGGGAGGAGCAGCGGCAGCAGCUGCGGCGACAUGAACACAACAGGGGCGGCGGCCGGGCAGCCGCCCCCCAGCUCGGAGACCCCGAGCUCCCGGAGCGCACAGCGCCCGCGCCAUCGCACGUCCGCGGCCCUCCACCCCCUGGGGCAUCAGGCGGCGCAGCUCGGGGUCGGCGAGGCGCAGAAGCGGGUACUGGACCUGGAGAAGAGCCUGCAGUUCCUGCAGCAGCAGCACUCGGAGACGCUAGUCAAACUCCACGAGGAGAUUGAUCACCUGAAGCGGGAGAACAAGGAGCUCCAUUACAAGCUAAUAAUGAACCAGAAGUCGAUUAAGAGAGGUAGCAUCACCAAUUCCAACUUUCAGGCCGUCAAGCCCAUUCCAAACUCAGUGAUGUCAGCCAGCUCUCAAAACAAGGCCAGGGCUCAGCCCAGCUCCAAGAAGACAGACUCAAAAACGGAUGCUUCCCAGAAGACGGACCUGGAAGAGAAGACUUCGGCUGCUGCCCUGCUUCACAGCAGCAAGUUGGACAAAGCCCCCGUGGCACAGAGGCCCUCCAGAGAUGAAGUGGAGACCUUUAAUCCAGACGCCACCUGGGUGGCAGGCAGCCAGCACAAGAGCAAGCAGGUGAUGGGGGUGCCCCGCCUGAUGAACCUGCCCCCCCACUUGCGCAAACCCACCUCACUCCAGCAGUGUGAAGUGGUCAUCCGCCAGCUGUGGAAUGCCAACCUCCUGCAGGCCCAAGAGGUGAGGCUCGGGUGGUGGGGCGCAGCCCUGGCGGCUCUGCAGCCUUGGCCGCCAUGCCUUCUCCCUGUCUUCCAGCUGCAGCAUCUCAAGUCUCUCCUGGAAAGGACCCGGAAGUCAUCCCGGGCUGCCUCCGAGGAGGCGGCCCCGAGCUCUCCCAAUGACCAGGAAGCUAUGCAGCUCUCCAAGGUCCCCACCAAGGGUGUCUCUAGGAAAUGCCUGAUCCUGAGCCCGAUUCCCGUGUCAGAGCGCGCCAUCCUGCCCGCACUGAAGCAGACCCUGAAGAAUAACUUUGCAGAGCGGCAGAAACGGCUGCAGGUGGUGCAGAGCCGGCGGCUGCACCGCUCCGUGCUCUGAGCGCCUGCCCUGAGCAGCCUGCACCGUGGUCCCGGCCAGGCCCAGGUCACAGCUGGGGACACUCACCCUCUCUAGGCAGCAUCCAAAAAAAAAAAAAAAAAAUCCACAUAAACCAAAAUCACAGCAGAUAAAGUCCUUGGUCUGAGAACUGAAAAACGUUUAUUUUCUUGCUCAGUAUUUUGCUAUUCUGCAUUUACACAAGAGCGUGUUAAAAGUAUUACUUCACCUGUUGAAGAAUAAAGCUUGUUUCUCCCAGUCCCGAGUCUAGUCCCUCGCUGGCUGUCAGGCGCUGCUGCCCGGGAGGCCCCCAGCUCUGCGCCCUAUAAUGGGGAGCGGGGGAGACGGCGCUGGCGGCUGCCCUGGAAACAAGCUUCGUGUGCACCCCUUAUUGGAUUCAGGGCCUUUCCUGCCUGAGCUGCCUUCUGGGCACAGGCACUCGGGUCUGCUUGACCAGACACUCCUCAGGGCAAGACGAUGUCCACCUACCUCGGCAACAUCUGUGUCCACACCGACAUCGGCGAUGAGCCACACUGCUGAGCCCAGCGUCCUCCGUGAAGGGCCAUAGUCAAGGCCCCAGGAGAAUGGUCCUCUGCAGGGUGCUGGGCCUACCCCGUGAUGUCCCCACCCCCUGAGGGCCUCACAUCUACCCCUCAAUCGCCAGAACAGCAGCUUCCUCUUACAUCUCGUGGGUGUUUCUCAGGGCUAAUCUCUGCCUCCUCCAGCUUCAGGGAACAGGGACUUUGCCAGAAACCUGGAGGUGAACCAGGAUGAG